AUGUUUGAGGCCUUGCAAUUCGAAUCUGAGGCUGUUUCUCAGAAUAGAUCAGGGGAUGGUGCAUGGAGCUCCUCAUUGUUGAAGGUCCCUGUACUGAUCCCAAAGACCAGAGCCGUUCGUGUUACAACACUAUUGCAAACUCAAGACCCCGAUACGGUUUUUAGCUCGCUGCGCAGACACAACCCAGAGCUGAGAAAGUGGACAUCAAGGCAGUUUCCGGGCAGCGCCUUUGAAUACGCUCUGAAAAACGCAAACUUCGAAAAGCUCCAUCAGGAGUUCAGCGAGGUGUUUCGCCUGAAGAAGCUGAUAACUUUAGGUGACUCUGUGUGUGCAUUGUAUGUCGGGGACAUAUGCCAAGGCUCCGGCUUCAUGCUCGCCGGCGAUUUCAUCAUGACGAACGCACAUUUAUUAGAAAAUGCCCUUUUGGAAGACGGCAAAACAUUGGCCGUAUCAGUCAAAGCUUUGUUCAAUCAUGAAAAUAACCUGAUUGAAAGUGAAGUUCUUCUGAUGUAUGAGGCUUACAGUGGAGUGAUAGACUUGGACAAGGAGAUGGACUAUGCAGUUCUGCGUUUGAAAAGAGGUGCCAAACCAAUGCCCCCCGGACUCUUGCCUUAUUUUGGGCCCAAACCAAAUGCAGGAGGGGCUUGUAUCAUCGGGCAUCCAGGCGAUCAGGUGAAGAAAAUAGAUCUCACAUAUAUCAUCGGGAAGAAGGAAAGGGAAGCCGCAGCCAACCAACACCUGGAGCCGUACGACGAAUCUGCACGAAUGAUCAUCGUUAAAGAAGCAGUAGAGUCCGGCAUAAACGAAAUCUGGAGUUCGGAGGAGGUCAUUACUUACAACACUGUCUGUAUGUUCCACGGCUCGUCUGGCUCGCCGCUAAUGGACGCCAAUGGCAGAGUGGUGGGCAUACACUCGGCAGGCUUCGUCUACGAGUAUGAGGGAUUGAAGCACAGCGUCAUUGAGUAUGCACACCCGACCCUCCAGAUAUUCGCACGUUUUCUGUCCAACGUCGGGCCGUUGGACAUAGAAUCUGCACGAGACGUUGGGCAACUCUCGUCUACAAAUCCGUACCUCAGGGAUGUCAUUUUGGAAUAUCUGAUAUUGUAG
Molecule: messenger RNA, 1107 nt
Organism: Knipowitschia caucasica
Lineage: Eukaryota; Metazoa; Chordata; Actinopteri; Gobiiformes; Gobiidae
Source: the annotation of a GenBank genome assembly